UCCGCAGCGCGCGCAAGCUGCUUCAUCGACUGUGGGGACUGACGGAGGCUGGCUGUGGGUCUUGUGCGAGGCGCCGCUGUCACGGCUACUCGUGGUUCGCUGAGAAAUUAAGCGUUUCCACUCAGUAAGUGUGUGGGAUGUGACAAGAGGAGUCUUUUGUGGUUCAACCAGCUGUAUAAUGAAUUCCAGCAUGAAGCAGAAACAAGAAGUAAUUAAAGAGAAUGUAAAGAAUAGUCCUGUCCCAAGAAGAACUCUGAAGAUGAUUCAGCCUUCUGUAGCUGGAUCUCUUGUUGGGAGAGAAAAUGAGUUGGCCAAAGGCUUAUCCAAAAGGAAACGUUGGAAUGACCAGUCAACAUCUAAGACUUUCGGCUCUGAAGUUGUUAUUGUCCCAGAAUGUAGUGAAAAUAAAAAUCUUGAAGGAGUCACUAAAGAAGCAUUUGAUCUUAUGGUUAAAGAAAAUCCAUCCUCUCAAUAUUGGAAAGAAGUGGCAGAAAAACGGAGGAAGGCUCUCUAUGAAGCGCUUAAGGAAAAUGAGAAACUUCAUAAAGAAAUUGAACAGAAGGACAAUGAAAUUGCCCGCCUGAAAAAGGAGAAUAAAGAAUUAGCAGAAGUAGCGGAACACGUACAGUAUAUGGCAGAGGUAAUAGAGAGACUAAGUGAUGAACCUCUGGAUAGCUUUGAAUCACCGGAUAGUCAGGAAUUUGAUUCUGAGGAAGAAACUGGUGAGGAUUCUGAAGUGGAAGACUCAGAAAUUGGCACAUAUGCUGAAGAAAUUGUAUCUUCCUCUACGGACGCAAAACCAUGUAUAUGACAUUCAUUGAUAUAUAAUUCUUGAGAAAUACACUGCCAAAGUUUACCUCCACUAUAGAUCUUCAUAGCUGAGUACAUAACUACAGAAUGCAAACUCUGGAAUCAAAUUUUCUUGUUUGAAUCCUGGGGCCCUAUCAUGUUAAAAUACAAAUAC
Cynocephalus volans (Philippine flying lemur) is the source of this 964-nucleotide messenger RNA. RefSeq names its product geminin DNA replication inhibitor (gene GMNN). The coding region runs from base 179 to 811 and encodes 210 amino acids. Gene Ontology annotation, biological process: negative regulation of cell cycle; negative regulation of DNA replication. NCBI's taxonomy places the organism in Eukaryota, Metazoa, Chordata, Mammalia, Dermoptera, Cynocephalidae. Gene Ontology annotation, cellular component: nucleus. The transcript is spliced from 7 exons. The record is from RefSeq and is a predicted model, not a curated record.